Xyrauchen texanus (razorback sucker) is the source of this 960-nucleotide messenger RNA. RefSeq names its product heme-binding protein soul5 (gene soul5). Bases 96 to 746 code for a protein of 216 amino acids. The record is from RefSeq and is a predicted model, not a curated record. Gene Ontology annotation, cellular component: cytoplasm. The transcript is spliced from 8 exons. Lineage: Eukaryota; Metazoa; Chordata; Actinopteri; Cypriniformes; Catostomidae.
GGAACAGCUUUCAUAACAUUAUAUGUAUAAAAAGAAACAGCAGACUCACAUGCCCAUGCUUCUGCUGAGAACUGCCUGAAGAUACAGCAUACAACAUGAUUUGCCUGACAGGAGUGAUCGUUUUGCUCUUAACAGUGACUGUGGAGGGAAGGGUUGGAAACUCAAGUAGUCCGUCCAGUUUUUGCACAGAGACUAAGGAAUGCUUGCUCUUUGACUUAGUGUGUGUGGGAGACGGUUAUGAGGUACGCCACUAUGAUGCUGUUAAGUGGGUGACCACAGAAGUUGAAUCCUAUUUCUUGGAAAUAGCAAUGCCAAAAGCCUUCAGAAAACUAUUCAAAUACAUCACUGGAGAAAAUGAGGCCGGUGCCAAGAUUGACAUGACUGCCCCGGUCCUCGUUAAAAUCAAAGAAAGUAUGAGCAAUUGGCAGUCAUCUGUCUUUGUGAUGAGCUUCCUGCUCCCAUCUGAGUACCAGAUCAACCCACCCAAACCUACUGAUCCAUCGGUAUACCUUACAGACACCCCUGAUAUGAAUGUGUACGUCAGGAGCUAUGGUGGCUGGAUAAUAUCAGUCAUCGCCAAAUCACAGGCUCAGCGUCUCAAGACAGCACUGGACAAUGUACAGGCCACCUAUGAGACAGAGUAUCACUAUGAUGUCGGCUAUAACAGCCCAAUGAAGAUUUUGAACAGACACAAUGAGGCGUGGUACAUUGUUAAGGGCGAUCCUGUGUGCCCUAAACCUGAAUAAUGUUUCUGUGACUCCUCUGCAAUAGUCUGUAAAAGAGCAACAUAAAGAAGGGAACUGCACUACAUGUUUCCUGUAUGUAAUUAGUUUAACUAAUGCAAUUAGUUUGACAAAUCUAAACUGCUUCUUUCAAUACUUUUUUUUUUCUGUCUUGGUGGUAGUUUGGUGUCAACAUUUGUUUUUAUACAAAUAAUAAAAAUUAAAAUUAAACAUUAAA